This is a messenger RNA of Lagopus leucura (white-tailed ptarmigan), 1398 nucleotides long. Its product is annotated as methionine--tRNA ligase, cytoplasmic-like. The record is from RefSeq and is a predicted model, not a curated record. The transcript is spliced from 9 exons. Gene Ontology annotation, biological process: methionyl-tRNA aminoacylation. Gene Ontology annotation, molecular function: ATP binding; methionine-tRNA ligase activity. Lineage: Eukaryota; Metazoa; Chordata; Aves; Galliformes; Phasianidae. The coding region runs from base 16 to 1095 and encodes 359 amino acids. Gene Ontology annotation, cellular component: aminoacyl-tRNA synthetase multienzyme complex; cytosol.
CAUCAUCUCGUGGCCAUGCAGCUGCGGGUGGCGCCCGGCAGCCCGGCGGCGCUGAAGGUGGUGGCGGCCGCUCGAUGCGCCGCCGCUCCGGUGGAGCUCUGCUGGGCCGAGCCCGGAGAGCCGCCGCCGUCCCCGCUGUGCCCCCCGUGGGCCCCCGCCCUGCGGCUGGAGAGCGGCGCGGUGCUCUUCUCCCCCAACGCCAUCUGUCAGUAUUUCUUCCUGCGGCGCGGCGAGCAGCCCACCGACCUGACCGCGCAAUGGCUGGAGUGGGAGGCCACCGAGCUGCAGCCCGCCGCUCUGGCGGCCCUGUACGCCCGCCUGGUGCACGGCAGGACGGGCGCGGAGGCGGCGGCGGCGCUGGGAGGAGCGCUGGGCCACAUCGAGAGGAGCUUGGCCGGGAGAGGCACGGCGUACCUGGCCGGGGACGCCGAGUCGGUGGCGGACGUGGUGGUGUGGGGCACGCUGUUCCCUGUGCUCCGAGAUGAAGCCGUGCCCGUGGCUGAGCCGCUGCAGAGCUGGUUCCGGAGCAUGACGCUCUCGGAGGCGUGCAGGAGCGCUGCCGACACCGUGCUGCUGCCACAGCGCCUGCAGCAAUUCACAGCCUGCCUGCAGAAGCUGCCCCCGCUGCACCCACCGCCAGACACGGCCGCAGGCUGCGAGGACGACGCGUCAGAGCAGGCGCUGACGGAGGAGGACGUGGCAGCGGCUGUGGAUGCAUGGAAUCGCGGUGCUGCUGCGCUGCCCAAACCCUGGAAGCCUCCGAAGCCCGUGUUGCCGGUGGAGGGCAUGAGGAACGUGCUGAUCACCAGCGCCCUGCCCUACGUCAACAACGUGCCCCACCUGGGCAACAUCAUCGGCUGCGUCCUCAGCGCCGACGCCUUUGCCAGGUUCUGCCGCCUGCGCAACUGGAACACGCUGUACGUGUGCGGCACGGACGAAUACGGCACGGCCACCGAGACCAAGGCGCUGGAGGAGGGGCUGACGCCGCGGCAGAUCUGCGACAAAUACCACGCCGUGCACGCCGACAUCUACCGCUGGUUCGGCAUCUCCUUCGACUGCUUCGGCCGCACCACCACGCCGCAGCAGACCGCGUGAGCGCCGCCGAGUGGCGCGGCUUGGGGCUCCGCAGCUCCCUGCUCUGCCCCCCUUUCGCUUUCUCCCCACUGGAUUUUUUGGGGGCUCUCCAGCACCCCCGACUGCUGCCACCUCCUUCCUUUUUCUCUCCUCCCCCCAAGGUUUUCUUGGGGGUGGAAACGGGGGGGCAGCUUGGGGCUCUCAGGCAUCACCACGUUUGCACUGCCUGACUCCUUUUUCUCUCCUCCUGGAGGCCUUGCUGUGGGGAGGCUCUCAGGCGCCCUCUGACUGCCCUCGUCCCAUUCCUUUUCUCCUGCAGGGUUC